Molecule: messenger RNA, 459 nt
Organism: Molossus molossus (Pallas's mastiff bat)
Lineage: Eukaryota; Metazoa; Chordata; Mammalia; Chiroptera; Molossidae
Gene: IL38
Product: interleukin 1 family member 10
Exons: 4
Coding region: 1-459 (152 amino acids)
Biological process (GO): cytokine-mediated signaling pathway; cellular response to lipopolysaccharide; positive regulation of gene expression
Molecular function (GO): interleukin-1 receptor binding; cytokine activity
Source: RefSeq, a predicted model, not a curated record
AUGUGCUCCCUCCCCAUGGCAAAAUACUACAUAAUCAAGGAUGCGGAGCAGAAGGUGCUGUACAUAAGAGAUGACCAGCUCCUGGUGGGAGACCCCGGUGUGGACAGCUGCUGUGCAGAGAAGAUCUGCAUCCUUCCCAACAGAGGCCUGGACCGCACCAAAUUCCCCAUCUUCCUGGGGAUCCAGGGAGGCAGGCGCUGCCUGGCGUGUGUGGAGACAGGGGAGGGGCCUUCCCUGAAGCUGGAGGAUGUGAACAUCGAGGACCUGUACAAGGGCGGUGAGCAGGCCACUCGCUUCACCUUCUUCCGGAGAAGCCUGGGCUCUGGCUUCAGGCUCGAGGCUGCUGCCUGGCCUGGCUGGUUUCUCUGCGGCCCGGCUGAGCCCCAGGAGCCGGUGCAACUUGCCGAGGAGACUGAACCCUCCGCCCGCACCGAGUUCUACUUCGAACAGAGUCGGUAG